GAGCAAAACGCAAGGAAACGCAGACAAUCUCCGAGGAGGAAGGGGGGGCUCAUCCCGAUUUCCGAAGUGCCGUCCGAAACCUCGAAUCCGAAUUCCGAUAUCGGCCUCGAAUUUCGGAGCUUCGAUCGUUCCCUUGUCUGUCUCUGUCCCCCCAGGAGGUUCAAGCAUAUGGUGGAUCUGUUCUUCAUUCAUUUAGCUAAAGCAUAUAAGAGCCUUUGAUUGGUCGAGGGAGGGUACUGCUUCUCAGAGGUGGCUCGACUUCUGUGAGCUCAGUGUCCUCUCUCAUUCGCCUUCUGUCAGCUCGUUUGUUCUCCUUCCAAGGCUUCUGUUAUCCAGAAAGCACUCGUCAUAUUUGAAUCUCAUCAAAAGGAUCAAGACUUUCUACAGAAAAUCAGUUUUGGAUUGAAACUGACACGAUGGGAUCCGUCUGUUGCUGCUUGCAAGCUCGAGAUUUUGAAGAUGUUCUCCGGAGCAGUUCUACAUAUAGGAACUGCAUUUGCUUUAAUUGCGUGGUCGAUAAUUUUUUGUACGUGUACACAAUGCUAUUUCGAAGGGAGAUUCAUGCCAUCCCUUCUUCCAUUCAGGAAGCAUCCACAAUGACUUCUACAGCGUCACCUGACAAUUAUUUUUCUGACAUGUACCACUCUCCUCCAAGGCCUUUGCCCUAUGAUACAGAGCCAAGACGUUUAUGCAUGCAGAGGGAGGGAUUGGUUCCAAUGCACGAGAAGGGUUCAAGUCAUGCCAAUGAGGAAUCAGAACCUCUUAGAAGUGAUACGGAUGGGGAAUCGGAUAAUAAUUGCUCAGAAGGCAAAUGGACUAACUAUGCACAUGAAAAAGGUUUUAAAGAACAAUCUUAUAAGACCUCACUUAGACCUUCCUCAGCAAAAGCAAAUGCUGAUAUUGGGCAUAUUUAUACGACAUCAGAGGAGGAAGAUGUUUGUCCGACAUGUCUUGAAGAAUAUACGCCUGAGAAUCCAAGAAUAAUGACAAAAUGCUUUCACCAUUUCCAUCUUGGUUGCAUAUAUGAGUGGAAGGAGAGAAGUGACAGCUGCCCUGUGUGUGGCAAGGUGUUGGUGUUCGAUGAGACCUGAUCUUCCGCGAAUGCUCAUGUUGAGGAUACUGUCAGCACUGGGAAGAGAAAAGAACCUGUUAAUAUACAUGAUUGACCGUAAAGAAGUCUCUGUGCAUAUUCCCAUUUCUCAAACAUUCUUUUCAAAGUCCCAUUAUAUAUUCCUUCUAAAUUAUCUUCAUACUUUGUUUAGACUUGGUUAUGCUGCUCGGAACUGCAAUUGUAAAUAUGAGCGAAAGCUCAAGUGCAUAUUGAUAAAUGGAUUUGUGAGGUCAUUGCCUUUCAA
Messenger RNA from Syzygium oleosum, 1355 nucleotides. Its product is annotated as E3 ubiquitin-protein ligase At3g02290-like. Gene Ontology annotation, molecular function: ubiquitin-protein transferase activity. Lineage: Eukaryota; Viridiplantae; Streptophyta; Magnoliopsida; Myrtales; Myrtaceae. The record is from RefSeq and is a predicted model, not a curated record. The transcript is spliced from 5 exons. Bases 417 to 1091 code for a protein of 224 amino acids.